AUGGAAAGGGCUAGAAAUCCCAAAGUCAAUGAUGACCUAGUGUGGAAAAAGACCCCACAUUAUACCCUCACGUUGUUAUCCCCCUCACCAACCCCCACCAACCCCCACCCCCUCACCAACCCUCACCCUCACCAACCCCUUACCAACACCACCCCCUCACCAACCCCCACCAACCCCCACCCCUCACCAACCCUCACCCUCACCAACCCCUUACCAACACCACACCCACAACAGCCCCCACCCCUCACCAACACCACCCCCUCACCAACCCCCACCAACCCCCACCCCCUCACCAACCCUCACCCUCACCAACCCCUUACCAACACCACCCCCUCAACAGCCCCCACCCCUCACCGACACCACCCCCUCAACAACCCCCACCCCUCAACAUCCACACCCCCUCACCAACCCCCACCCCCUCUCCAACCACACCCCCUCACCAACCCCCAUCCAUACCCCCUCUCACCAAUCCGCACCCCCUCACCAAACCCCACCCCUCACCAACCCCCACCCACUCACAAACCCCCGCCUCCUCGCCAACCCCCUUACCAACCCCCACCCUCUUACCACCCCCACCACCUCAUCAAAUGUCACCCCCUCACCAACCCCAACCCCCACCUCAUCCCACCCUCACCUUUUGUUAUUAUUUCAGAGAGUAAGCGCUUUCUCCAUAUUAAGAUGUGA
This is a messenger RNA of Salvelinus fontinalis (brook trout), 684 nucleotides long. RefSeq lists its product as uncharacterized. Lineage: Eukaryota; Metazoa; Chordata; Actinopteri; Salmoniformes; Salmonidae. The transcript is spliced from 2 exons. The record is from RefSeq and is a predicted model, not a curated record. The coding region runs from base 1 to 684 and encodes 227 amino acids.